Protopterus annectens (West African lungfish) is the source of this 2201-nucleotide messenger RNA. RefSeq names its product serine/threonine-protein kinase pim-1-like. The coding region runs from base 265 to 1197 and encodes 310 amino acids. Gene Ontology annotation, cellular component: cytoplasm. The transcript is spliced from 6 exons. NCBI's taxonomy places the organism in Eukaryota, Metazoa, Chordata, Ceratodontiformes, Protopteridae. Gene Ontology annotation, biological process: protein autophosphorylation; negative regulation of apoptotic process. Gene Ontology annotation, molecular function: protein serine/threonine kinase activity; ATP binding. The record is from RefSeq and is a predicted model, not a curated record.
UAGGUGGGCGGUGCUCAGUGGUUUCUCUGGAGAAGCUUGUCUCGCCUUUACUAUGUGUUGUUAUAUAGGCACGCGGAACCGGUGUGUGGAGACUAAUGCCGGCUCGCGCUCUUUCUUCGUAAUCACAAAUUCUGCUCCUCGUUUUCCUCCACGUUUGUUCAAUUACUGUAUUUUGCUCUCUGGUAAGAGAGAUUUAUUUUCCCCUGGAAACUCUCUUUUAGACGGAGUCUACAAAGGCCGUGCAGAUCGCUAACACACGCGGAGAUGUUACUUACGAAGAUAACGCAGUUAUGCACGGGCUCUGGCGGGGAGCAUAUAUCAGGAAAACAAGCCAAGAAGGAGCCUUUUGACAACGUGUACCAGAUUCGGGAUAUUUUGGGAAGCGGGGGGUUCGGGACCGUGUAUGCUGGAUACCGGAUCUCUGAUAAUCUGCCGGUCGCCAUCAAACGCGUGGCCCGAGACAGAGUAUCAGAAUGGGCAGACUUGCCGGGUGGUUGCCGGGUACCGAUGGAGAUCAUGCUGCUGAAGAAGGUGGGCGGUGUCCGUGGGGUGAUAGCCUUGCUGGACUGGUACGAGUUAUCCGAUUGUUUUCUGCUGGUGCUGGAGCGGCCAGAGGUGGCCAAGGACUUGUUUGAUUACAUCACAGAGCGCGGUGCGCUACCCGAGGUUUUGGCAAGAGAUUUUUUCCGCCAAGUGUUGGAAGCCGUGCGCCAUUGCUAUAAAUCUGGGGUGCUGCAUCGGGACAUCAAGGAUGAGAACAUCGUGAUUGACAUGAGAACUGGUGACCUCAAAUUGAUUGACUUCGGCUCUGGAGCCAUUCUGCGAGAUGAAGUCUACACUGAAUUUGACGGUACCCGAGUGUAUAGUCCACCGGAAUGGAUCCGAUGCCACAAGUAUCACGGCAGGUCGGCAGCAGUUUGGUCCCUGGGAAUCUUACUGUAUGAUAUGGUGUGUGGAGACAUUCCUUUUGAACACGAUGAGGAAAUUGUACGAGGUCAAGUUUUCUUCAGACGAAGGAUAACAACAGAGUGUCAAGAUCUCAUUAAAUGGUGCUUGUCCCUGAGACCUUCAGAUCGUCCGAACUUCGAAGACAUCCUAAACCACACCUGGCUUCAAAAUGUCAAUGUUUCUGACGUUGGUGAGAUUCAGCUGCACAGCCUGAGUUUGGAACCAGUGACUGGUACUACAUCCAAAUGAUUUUCUCCUAAACCACAGGAGAGAAGGGAUUGUAUCUGGCAAUACCAGGACACGUGGACAAACAACAUCAGGAGUGGGAGUUAAUGCUUUUUUAAUCCAAAUGUUUUCCAUCCUAGGGCCCAAUGGACCAUGGGUAACCUGACCUGUACAGAGGUCAGGAUAUAUUUGCUCUGCUGUGAGCAUGCUAGACCUAGAGCUGUGUAGUUACCUGCAGUAAACAUGUGUUUUUUUUUUUUUGUCAGAAUACUUUUCAAGUGCCUAACAGAGUACUGAAACAGAUGCAUUUCCCUUUACGUAUGGUUAAAUAGUCUUUUGUGCAGGUGUAAAUGAAGAGUGGACUGGAGUUAUUUAUUUUGAAAAGUCAUUGCCUUCUGUCCUGGUUCCCAUUGCACUUCUCUGACUGCAGUUAUUUGUGUGCACAAACAAUGCAAUUUAAACGGGUGGAAAUUUUUAUUUUUACACAUGUACAUAAUGUAAAGGAGAUGACAUUUUAUGUAUAUUAUGGAAUUGUAUGUAUAUAGUUAUUUAUAUUUUUGUAGAAAAAUGUGCAGAGUAGCAUAUGUACAGAAUUUUUUUGUAAAAAAAAAAUUUCUAUUUGGUUGUAUUUAUUUGAAUAUGGAUGGUUUCUAAGUCUUUUUUUUUUUUUUGUGGAAUUAUUUAUUUACAGCAGUAGUCUGUCAGCAUGUCAAAUGUGAUUUCUGUAAUUUCCUUACAAAUCCCACAAGUUAUUUGCAGAGUAGUAAAAUAUGAAGUCUGGCUUGCUUGUAAGUAACCAGAUAGUUUGAAGCUUUGUGCAGAAUGAGUCUGAUAUGCACAAAGUUUGUUUAUUGUGAAUUGUCUGCUACAUCUCUGCUGGAGGUUUGUAUUCAACACCUGGUUACAGAGCUGUCUCUUAACCUUACUGUACUGCACUGUUGCAGCUUUCUUUUCAUAGUAAAAUUUAAAUUUGAACUUGUUUUAUUUUUAUACUGACCAUUUAAAAAUAAAUGUUUGUUUUGUUUAAA